This is a messenger RNA of Liolophura sinensis, 5351 nucleotides long. RefSeq names its product ralBP1-associated Eps domain-containing protein 1-like. The transcript is spliced from 20 exons. The coding region runs from base 148 to 2709 and encodes 853 amino acids. Lineage: Eukaryota; Metazoa; Mollusca; Polyplacophora; Chitonida; Chitonidae. Gene Ontology annotation, biological process: endocytosis; endosomal transport. Gene Ontology annotation, cellular component: plasma membrane; cytoplasm. The record is from RefSeq and is a predicted model, not a curated record. Gene Ontology annotation, molecular function: calcium ion binding; protein binding.
AUGAGAUGUAAAUAGUUUUCUGUGGACGUCAAUGGCUUUGAUGACGAAUGUCGGGUGUGUGGUGUAUCAGAGGACAAAAAAGCCAAUAGUUGCUCCACAUUGGAUUAAUAACAGAACUGUUCGCGGAGUUGUCUUUCAAUAAUCAGGAUGGAAGCACUAAAGCUAAACGAUCAAGAGCAGCGACUUUAUCAGGACCUGUUCCAUUCGUGUGAUGUUGAGGGAACAGGCAAAGUGUCAGGAACAAGUGCCAUUGAACUCCUCCGAACCGCUGGGCUGUCGGCAGACACCUUGUACGAGAUAAUGGAACUAUGUGGUGCAAAGCGACUUGGGAUGUUUGGCCGCAGUCAGUUCUACGUGGCACUGAAGCUGGUAGCAGUUGCCCAGAGUAAACUCCCAGUCACCUUAGAGAGUAUUAGUUCAGAUGUUCCUCUCCCUGAGUUUAAGCGUAAUUUAGAUCAAGGCUCUCUGAGGGUGUCAGAGAUAGAGCAGGAGGCUGCAGCUGGUGAUAUUGGGAAAUCUGGUCAACAACCAAUGGGUCAGCUUCCGCCCCCACCCACCAAGAAACAUGCUCGUAAUUUAUCUGGUCAGUAUCGUGGUGUACCAGGACAUCCACCUGAGGGGGCCCCGCAAUACCAGCCCCAUCCACAGGUGGUAAAUGACUCAAAAGGAGAAGCCGCACACAAUUCCAAAUCACCAGUGCUCCCCCAUGAGACAUCCCCACCCACCUCUCCAAGAAUAAGGGUCCGGGAUGGGGUGUCUCAGGAGGACCCCUCAGUCAUCACGCAACCCCCAUCACAGCCCCCUCCCCCAGGGCUAAGGGUCCAGCCAGUACAUCCUGUGGGGCAUAUCAUCCCUUCUCAAGCCCGGAACAACCUCACUCUGAAUUCCGUACACGACAGUGGAGGGUGGGCCCAGUUUGAGGAUGAUGAACAUCAUGGACUUUUGGGAUCAGGUGCCAAAAAGUCGUGGGAACACCUGGAAGGUCACACCAUCGACACCUCCUCCAUCAGCUCCGAGAAUGAAAGUAUUGAUGAUGUUUGGACAAUAUCGGAUGAGCAGAGAGAGUAUUAUAUCAAUCAGUUUAAGACAAUGCAGCCAGAUUUAUCAGGUGUCAUUAAAGGCAAUAUUGCUAAGGAAUUCUUUGAGAAGUCAAGGUUACCAGUUCAAGAACUUUCCAAAAUAUGGCAGUUGUCUGAUUUUAACAAAGAUGGUGCCCUGUCAUUAGAGGAGUUCUGUACAGCCAUGCAUCUGGUUGUCCUGAAGAGAAAUGAUGUGGAGUUGCCAGAUCAUUUACCACCUUCCCUUAUGCCGUAUUCCACACUAGUCAAUGAUGAGCCAUUUGCCUCUGACCUCCCCCCUGGAAGUACCAUCAAGAGAGCAUCACCAUUGUCUCCCUCAGCCAGUCAGUGGCCAUCCACAUUUUUAUCCGACUCCCCAUCAUCCAGCGAUAUUUCUUCCCCCGUAAUAAAGCCAGUCAACUUUGAGGUCAACCUUGUGUCUCAAGACCCAGAAGCUAACAUAGUACAUCCAGUAGCAUUACGGAUGUCCCCUGAUGGUCACAGCUUCCCUACAGUAGAGGCCAUGGUAGACCGCUCCCGGACCACAUCAGAUCCGGUCCAUUACGAGACAAAUCAUGACCCUCCUGAUAUGUUAAUACCUUCCAAACCCCGGUCCAGCACAGAAUCAUCUAGCGCUGAGCCUACGUCACCCAUCCUCAAGCUGCAUGGUAACCUUCAUGGCCGACCACGACCGGUCCCCAAGAAAUCAGCUUCAGCCACAUUACCUGGUCAGCUUCAGCCACCUCCCCUACAACCCUCUAGUCAGCCUGCCAUAGUACAGCCCAGCAGUCCAGACGAGCCUCUGACCAGCCCCUCAGUACGCAGUGACCUGCCCACAACUGUGCCAGCCCCUUCACUCCUGGAAUCCACCUCCUCUGGGGUAGGGGCCAGCCCAGCACCCCCGCAACUCCCUCCACGACCCACUAUGCAUAACAGAAGUGUGUCUGUGGACCUCAAGCUAAAGAUUGAUGGUGGACUGAUGCCUCCUCCUGCCGUUCCACCACGAAUGUCUCCAAAAGAUGUGAGUCAUUGGUCAGGCCCUCUUUAUAUGGGUCUUAAGAAACCGAGUGAGAAAUUCACUUUUGGACCUGUAGAUUGUGAUAGGCCAGUCAAAGUCGAAGCUGCCAAGCUAAAGCGUUUUGAACCGAUUCCGUCACAAGAAGUUCUCAAUAUCCUGUCCACGGAGAAAGAACCUGUGGAGACAAAGUCUUUCAGUGGGCAGAGCACACUAGAGAGGCAUCGUAGAGCCAAAUCUCUGGACUUCCAUCAAACACCAGUCACCCCACAAAUGACUGAAGUACCACAUACAGAUCACACGGAUGGUCCACAGCUUGGAGCUGGGUUGGGAGAUGGCACGCAUUCUAAAGUAAAGACUGUGCUAGAAGAGGACCCUGACUUAUUACAGGAUGACAUCUCACAAGAGAGGGAAGAGAUUUCCGGGCCUAGGGACAAGCCACGACAGUCCUCUAUAGCCCUCAGGCAAGGCAGUCGUGACAAGAGAGAUAUUCAGCUCGCUCUGAGGACUCACCGUGAACGUAACUCGAUGCUGUGUCGUGUGAACAGCGAGCUGAAUCAGGAGCUACAGGAGGUGAUGGAGCAGAGGAUCGCCUUGGAGAUCCAGCUGGAGCACCUCAGGCCCUUCUCCAGCUAGUCCACACUCACAUACACGCGUGCACGCAGUGCUCUCAUGCUCACCAUGCUGGUUGCCUGUCCGCCAUGGGAUGAGCAUUCAGUUUUUGGAGUCAGACACCUAAUUCCACUGACUACAUGCCUCUUCUGUUGACCUGUCCCCUUUCAGUCGUCCACAUCCCAAGUAUGCCCCUCCAUCUACGCAAAUUAAUUCUGCUGUGUCGGCUUGGCCUUCGAUUGACCAGUCCUCCUGUGUUGACUAGUCCUCAUACAUACAUGUACAUUGACUCGUACAUUGACUAGUAUAUUGACUAGUACAUUGACUAGGAUAUUCAAUGAUGGACCAGUCCUGCUGGGUUUAUCAGCCAUAUGUGUGCAUGUGUCCCUGGAUAGUAGGCUAUCCACCCAUUUGCCUGGCCUGUAUCCUAGAUAGGCUGUAUGAGGGGACAGAGUGUGUUUCACAAGGGCAAAGAUCUUGGCCAUUUGAGGACAGGGUUAGUGGUGGUGUGUGCAGGAUCUCAGAGGUCAUGGUGAUUUCAGUUGUGAACAUAACAGUGGACUGUGGAUAAUUAGGGAGGACAAAAUUGGGACAUCAGUAAGAGGGUAGAUUGAAACAGUUGACUGUGUAAGAUAAGCAAGGAUGUAUCUAUCUUCACUGUCAGGACAGCUGGUAAGAGUGGACUGUAGAGGAUUGGUAACAACUUGGAACUGUCAUCAUUGCAAGAUCCAGUAGCAAAAGUGUGCUGUGCCUCAUGGAUGAGGACAAGGUUUUAACAUGACUGAAAGUCCAGGGUUCAUCUUCAGUACUCAGUGUUAACUCAUAUUUAAUGCUGAUGCAACAGUUUUGGUGAGUGAUUCUGCAAAGUUCAUAGAUCCCUAAGCCCGGAUUUGAUUUCAGAACCUUGAACACUUGUGUACUCAUUUCCACUGAAGCACUAUAGGAAACUGUGUCAUAUAUAUAUUUUUUUUUUUUUUAAUAAUUUGUGCCUGUGCAUAUGGACCAUUACACUAGCAAAGGACAAGCAGAAAACUGAAAUAAUUCCUACGGGAGUGAGGGCUCAAAACAUAUUACAUGUACAUAUACAAACAAGAAUGUAUUAAGAGAAAUGUAAGUCCUUGUGAACUGCUGAUAUAAUGUUAAGGUACAAUUUUCUGCUGUAAUACUAUUUGGCUGGUCUUUUGUGAAAGGUGUUCUGACACAAGGAUGAAGUGUUGCAAUGUGGACAUUGGACUGUACCUCUGGUCUGGACUGAUGAAUGCUAAUGAACUCAUGUUUUCCCUGAUAGUCCUGAAGUAGUUUAUAUCUGUAUGUUUCUGACUGUAGGUCUGUCAGGCUGCCAGAUUAGGACUAAAUAGUCAUGUAAAGUCACACUUGUCAUAUUGCCCUCCCUGUGGUGACGGAAUCAGUUUUAACUGUAUAGAGUGCUAACCAUAGCCUGUCUUAACACAUAAACCAUGUAUGUAUGACUGUAAAUACUGUCAGAGGAAUAGCAACAUUUUUUCAGUGCUAAUAAAAUAAUGUAAAUUCCAUAACCAUAUAUCAGCUGUGUGCGCGCUUGUCAGGUGUUGGCCUCUGCCAUACUCAAGGGGAAUAAUCCAUGUGAACAAGUAUUAAUGCUGUUGUCAGCCUGUGAUUGUUUAUAUAUAUAUAUAUAUAAAUAUAUAUGUAUAUGUGUAUAUCUACAUAAAUAUUGUAAAUUGUCUGAUUUGGUGGACAAAUGAAUCUGUCAGAAAUGUCUAAUGAUGUCCUACCAUUGAGUUUGACCAGUGAGGUGCUGACAACUGUGGCAUUUAAACACAGAUCUGGGUGUUAGGGCUGGGAGCUCAUCAUUAGAGCACUGUACCAUCAGCCUUGGGAGGCAAAUAAAUAGCUGGAUAUAGUCGUAAGUACGCAGCUGGGCCUUUUGUCAUGUUUUACAAUGGGCCUUCGGAUACCGUUAAAAAUUCAAUGCUACUGAAGAAAAAAAAAAAGUUGUAGCUGAAGAUACUGUAACAUACAUAGCUGACAAAAGUCAUUGUGUGUCUGUUGAAAUAUGAAUGCUUGUGUGGUGGCAUGACAGACCCUCUGUCCCCCUUCCCCCUCUGUAACACAAAUCUAUCAGGAUAGAACCCUGGUCUUCCACUUCACAAUUCUAACGUAUCCUCCUAUUGGUUGGUCAACGGCUGUUUUCUUGUCCAUAACUGUGCUGUCCAGCUGUACACCAUUUCUUACAUGAUCAGUCACAUUUCAUAUAGAUCUGCUGGUAACCUAACCUCUUGUAUGCAUUCAGCUUCAAACUUGUAAAUAAAACAUUGCCUGGGUGUAUUAAUAUCUGAGCUUCACAAACAAUAUAUCAGUGUAGACCGUGUGUCAGUUACCUGUAGCUUUCCCUGCCAUUUUGAUGCUCGGAGUGAAGUGAAUCUGUAGACUCGAUGGUGGGCAUAUUUAACAUAGAACUCUUAAUGAUUGUAUUGUACACUUCACUCCUUAUAAUGCUGUGUGUUUAAGUUGCCUGCUCUGCUGCAGUUGUUCAUGAUCCAGGAAGGAAGGGUGUGCCAAGGAUGGGAAUAUGUCUGCAGGUAACUGGCAUACGGCCUACUUAGAAACAACAGAUCACAUAUGUAAAACCUGUUGGAAUGUUCUGAGAGUAUUUCGUUGCCAUAAAGGUCAAUAAAUGUGAUGUU